AUGAUGUUGAUUGAUAGUCAAGAAAAUCAAGACGCAGAUCAGCCAGGCGAAAAGUAUGCUGGCUUUGAUGUAUUGUACAAUAAUAUGAAACAUUGCCGCAAUGCCAAUCAAGUAUUUGGUGAUUUCUUGAAGGAAAUAUCCGUUGCUGAAGACACUUUUGCUAAGGCAUUGAUGAAAGUGGCUAAAAAUUAUGCAAAUCAUAAUGCUUUAGGAACUUUUCAACCUGUCUUCAACUACAUACGCAAAAGCACCGAAAACGUAUCCAAUUUAUAUCAAGAAGAUGCUAGAAAAAUGCAAGAUUUAAUCAAGGAUAUUAUAAAAUGUGGUGAAACUUUAAAAGAAAAAUAUAAACUAGCGAAAGACUCAGUUGCAAACACAGCUGAUGAUGUUCAAACAUUGCAAAUUUUAAGUGCAAACAUAUACAAGGCUAGAGAUAUCUAUCAUGGACGCGAAAGCGAAGUUGAAAGACUACGCAGAGAGAAUGCUACCACCAAAGAUAUCGAUAAGAUGCUUUCAAAGGCAAAGAAAGCAAGUGACGAUUAUAAGAAUGCAUUGGAUAAGUUUCCACCAGCUCGUAAAAAUUUUAUAACAAAGUUUACAAAAAGUUGUGGUGUAUUUCAUUCCCAUGAAACUUUUCAUUUAGAAAGAAUGGCAACUUUGGUCAAAAAAUUUGUAGAAUUACAAUCUUAUUUUACUUCAGUUGUUCAGAAAGAAAAUGAUAGAUUAACUAAAGAAUUAACUUCGAUGAGAACGGAAAAUCUUCUACAAAUUUUCGUUGAUAGCAAGGGCACUGGAAAUGAUAUCCCAGUUGAUAUCCCAUUCGAAAGUUACAAAGAUAAACCUCAUGAAGAUAGCGUGCACGACUAUAACCGGUCACAUUCCAAAGAACCAACGAAGGAUGAUAGCAAAAGUCAUCUGUUUAAACUCAAUUUUAAAACGAAAAAGAAGAAGGUAGAUAGAGACUCUACAAACGACAAUUUGUCAAAUAGUGCUAACGAUCAAGAUGAGGCAACCGUUCAAGAUAGCGAUUCCUCCUCUGAUGAUGAAGAUGACAAGAAGAAAAUUCAUGUUAAGAUAAAGCCUGUGUCUGGCGGUCAAACCAAAAGUCAAGUAUCUGUUGACCAACUUAGGGCUAUUGGUAGUUCUCUAUCAUUAUCAUCAGGAGUCCGAGCUGUAAAAUCACCAGGUGGUAGUGCAGAUGAAGAUGAUACUGAUAAUUCUCCGUCUUUACUGGCCGGUACUAAGAUUGGAUUACCAAAGAGAAAAAGUGUAGAUUCAACAGCAAAAAUUGAAAUUUCACCGCCAAGCGAUGUAAAGAAAGCAACUAUCCUCAAUAGUGUUUCUUCACCAUCUGAAAACCCUCCUCCUCUACCUCCAAAAGCGAAAGAUCGGAAUUCUAUAAAUGGGCCGUUAUUUAUUGCAGGACCAACUUCGCCAACUUUGGAUAAAUUACCUCCACCACUGAUGGCAUCCAAUGUUAGAAGCUCUACUAUUUCUAUUACCCCUUCUGGAACAAUUCAGUCUAUACCACGAUCGACUAGUGAUGACCGAGGCCCAAGGAAUGAAGGUUCCUCCCCAUCCCUUUCUCUAAAAACCUUAUCAACCGCUAUUUCAGCAACUAGAAGUGCCUCCAUGCCCGCUAGGACAGAAAAAUCAGCUAUUAUUGCUGUUGCCCUUACUGAAGUUGUUAAUGCAUGUUUCAAACCUGAUGAUAGGCAAGUUACGAAAUGA
This is a messenger RNA of Trichoplax adhaerens, 1731 nucleotides long. RefSeq lists its product as uncharacterized. Lineage: Eukaryota; Metazoa; Placozoa; Uniplacotomia; Trichoplacea; Trichoplacidae. Gene Ontology annotation, cellular component: cytoplasm; plasma membrane. The transcript is spliced from 19 exons. The coding region runs from base 1 to 1731 and encodes 576 amino acids. The record is from RefSeq and is a predicted model, not a curated record.